AUGCAGCAUUCAUUUGUACUUGCCUCCAAGACAAAAGUUUCCACCCUCCCUCCUUUGUACUAUAUGCUCAGAUCACACUGCAAAACUCUUGUUGCUGGAAGGAUUGGAACAAUUAGCUCCUCCUUGUUCUCUUUAGUAUCAGUUAGCAACAAGCCCAUCUUUGGACAGAAGGAGGGGGCCCAUCAGACUGCCUCACUCCUGUCUCCUAUUACCAGCCCUGCUGUUUACUUUAGCUGUAGUCCUGGCACUAAGCACAUGCUGCUUCCUAACAAUAGGACACGUCGUCGACUAUUGGCCAGAGCAUCACAAGCGCAUGGAACUGUAACCCGAGCUGUUUCCAGCAACCUCUUCACUUUAGAACUCUGGGCAACACUUUAAAAAGAUUACUUUCUCCAUCAGUGAUAGCAGGCUCGCAGCUGCCUCUUUGUAUUCGUUUCAUCCUCAGGAAGGAUCUUUCUUCAGGUCUAAUAUGGGUAUCAAGCUGUCUGUCUUCAACAAUGAAGAGAACAGGGAUGCCAACUCCCAGGUCAUUCCUGCUGAAGAUCCUGAUCCCAACUUCACUUGUGCAGUCUGCCUGCAGGUGUUGGACCAACCAGUGAGGACACGUUGCGGCCAUAUGUAAGUGUAACAUUCAUCAGCCUGUCAGCCUUGCACCAUUAUAAGAUAGCACAUGAAGUGAUUCAUGCACGGUGAUAGAAUGGGUUAAUUUACUGUAAUCUCUAUCAUUUAUAUUUUAACCGAAUAAAGAAUAAACGUUGUCAUAGUAUUGCUGGUUUUAUGUCCACGAUUAUUAUUUGUUUGUAUAAAUGGUGCUAUUAAUAAUACUUUGCCAAUAUUAUCAAGUUUCAGUUGUUAUCUUUUACAUCAAGGUCGAUAUUAUGCCUAAAUUAAAAAAACAAACAAAAAAAAACUGACAGCUUCAAAUAAUAGUAAUGGGAGUUGCAGUCCAACAAGUAGAAACAGCUUGUUCCCUAUCCACACUGCUUUCAGACAUACAAAGUUCAGACUCCUGGGAUAAUAAAUGUCUGGACUGCUUUUCCCUUCUAGCAACAUUAGUUCUAUUAAGCAGAUUUGUUAUGGAAUUACAAGCUUAGUCCUCAGCAUUGUGACAUUUUCUUUGUUCUGACAUACUUUUUUUUCAUUGCUUUCCUCACACAAGAGAAGUUGGUUAACUAUAUCUGUCCCGAGUUAGAUGAACUUGUCUGGCCUGUUUACAAUGUGGCCAUCAACUGAUGGUUAAUAAAUAUAACUAGAAUGGAAAAUGGUGACUGUGAGAUUGUUUGGUCGGCCCCACAUUUCCUCAGCUGGCCACAAUCUCUCUUUGUUGUUGCUUUUCAGCUUUUGAGUUGUCAGGCUGAUACAUUAACUAAAUGUGUCCACUGGCUGGUGGUACAGCUGGCUUCAUUGUUCUUUCUCGAGUAGCAUGUGGCAGUGAACAGUAUAAGACAGGAUCUGCACUUAUAGGGUUAAACCAGGCUGCCAUAUUCUUUGUUCUUAGCAGCUAUUCUCCUGAGUGCACACUCACAGCACUUUGUCCUUAGAUGGGGUUUUCAACCCACUUGCUCAUCUUACUUGCAAACUGUUUGUAUUAUGCACUGACCCUAAAAUUAUUGAAAUGUAGCAUACACAAAAGUGCUUUUGUAGAAUUACUGAUUCUGGAUACAUUUUAAAGAGGCACCACACAAACCCCCUAAUAUAUAUUUUCACAAACUUGGGUGAUCAUUACAAAGAAGUUUGUUAAAGGCACACAAUCUGUUACAGACUAUUGUUUUAACGGGCCUAUAGUUUUGCUUUGUCAGAAUUUUUUGACAAUCUAGAAGUACUAUUAACUUCUUGAGUGUUGUAGGGAUUCACAAUGAUUUCUGCACAUUAUUGGCCCUCAAAAAGCAUAAAAGUAUCAGUUAUCGAGGCUAUAAUGUGGCCAGUGCCUUGUCAUAUACAGUCACCACCAUUCUCCUUUGUGUUUGCAUGUGGCCUGCCUAAUAAGACGUAUUAACUGAAAACACACACUGGUGGCCUAGCAUUUGGAUGUGGCUGCCUUAGUGACCGCAUGAACUAAAUAGACUCAGAAGAAUAAGUGAAAUUUAAAGUUAAUUGAGUUCUGUAAAGUAAUAGUUUAGUUUCAGAAAGUGUAUCGUGCACAAUUGAAAACCAAUGUGCAAUAAUUAGAUCUUCAAAAUUAUAUUUGAAUAGUCAGAUCCAAUGAAAAUAAUACAUUAUACAGAUUACUCACUUUAAACAUUGAAUAAGAAACCUGAAAAAAACAAACCUGUGGACUCUAGAUUGUAAACUAAUGGGCAGGGUUCUCUUCUCCUUUUGUUUCAGUGUGUAUUCUUUUCCCCCUGUAAUACUAAUAUAUCUAUAAUAUACAUACGAGCGUUAUGUAGGAACUGUUAAAUAAUAGUGUUUGGUUUAGUGUUUAGGAUCUGCAUGGAGAUGGUUUCAUACACAAUAGUAGCUCCCUAACUUUAGCAGUGAUAUUAAAAAUUACACAAUAAUGAACAUUACUGUAAUGGUACUGCACUGGUAAAAAAUUCAACAUUUUGAAACAUUUUAAAGGAAUACUCCAAGGACCAUAACCACUAUAGCCCAACUGUAGUGGUUAUGUGCCUAUGUGCCCUGGCAGCUUCCGGAAGUAAUUACUCAAAGUUUUUAGAACGCUUUGGAAACUCACGUGGAUCUCACUGGGUGCUAUCGUCUGUCGCUGCAUCACUGUGCUAAGCAGGGCUGUGGAGGGCCAUGCUCAUUGGUAGAGAGUGUCAGCCGAGUACUUAAGGCCUAUGAGUGCGUUCAGUCCAGACACCUCGCAGGCACAUGAAGGAUCCAGGUAAGUUAUUACACCAAAAUAAAAUGGUUUACAGAUUACUCUGGGAGAGAGCCUUGUGCCCCAAGAUUCCAUUUGGACCUUAUGUAUUUCUGGAUAAGCAAAUCUUAAGUGAGAUUUCCCUUUAAGUGUCUGAUAUUAAACUUUUGAUAUUUAUGGUUUUGGUGAGAAAAAAUGAACACUAUUUGUUAUACUACUAACAGUGAAUUUGUUUAAUUUUAUAAAUUCAGACAGCAGCUAACAGAUUGGUGACCUACAGCUUCCAUUAUUACCAGUUCACAUUAGACGGUCAUGUGUUGUUGCUUUUGUGUGUUGCAGGAAGUUGAAGCAUGUGCAGACAGCUGUUGAGUAACCAUAUGUUUAGGUUUUAUUUUACAUUUCUCCUUGCAGUAGAAUCUCCAGCCUGUAGGAAUUGUUGAAUCUGUUCCAAUUUUCAUUUGAAACAAGAGCUGCAAGUCAAAUGGGCUAAACCUCUUAAAGAAAAAGUGCCUCUGUAUUUUUUACCCUUUCAUGAACAAAUAUAUUCACACGUUUCAUAUUGUUGCAUAAAAAACUCUUUACUUGAAGGAUAGAAAAUUUUGUAGGACACCGAGCAAAAACCCCCCCAAAAACAAUUAUCAAUAAAAUAUAUUUAAACCACUUAGUAGCCCAAAUUCAAACAUAUUAUCAUUAUUAUACCCCUAUAUUUAAUAAAUAUGUCUGUGAGGCCUGGAAAUUAAAUGUAGAUAUCUACACCAUUGACUUUUCCUUUAUCCUGGGACAUAGUGCCUCCAUCUUGUCUCCCUGUCAAUCCUUGUUAUUUACACCUGUUAGCACAGAGGGGGAGAAAUAGAAACAAUUGGGGUUUUGUAUAAAAAGUAGUGUUCUGCAAAGUGUUCUAAAAGUUGGGCAGUCACCAUGGAAACCCACGCAACCAGAAGUCACACUGGAACUAGCAGACAUUUUGCAUCACAAACUUCUCCCCUUUUUCAGAACAGAAUAUAUAUAUAUAUAUAUAUAUAUAUAUAUAUAUAUACAUACAUUUUUAAAAAAAAAACAUUUUUUAAAGAGGCAACCAAUACAAAUGUGGUGUACAAUGAACAUAGAGACAAUCGUAUACAUCAACCUUACACAAAGCAAUUGUAUACAUCUGUGGGAAAAUGUUAAUAAGUACAUUGCCCACAGUCAUGUUUUUGACACAGAGCAUACCCUAAACUCCGAAAAUAAGUUUUUUCUUUUAAUGUAUGAACAUCCGUAAAAGGAAUAAAACAAGGAAGAGAGUAGAAAAAGGCGGAAUGAGGGCGUAGUGGCGCAAUACACCAACAAGGAAUCCAGAUGCUGGCCAAGUGUGUAAAUCUCGCUCAUAGUGCAAAAAACAGCCACUUUUUAUACAUAACCCACAAUAUUCCUCUCAGUUCACAAAACUUAAGUCCAGUUCCCUUGAAGUUUUCUAAACUUGUUGGUCGUACUGUGCAGAAGGGAAAUGAUGUCGUGAACAAUAGCACAGUUUAUUUCCUGACAUGAAACAAUGAUAGUGGGAGAACUGCAUGACUCAUGAUGAUGCCAGGAAAACAAUAUAUAAAAAACUCCCGUGGGGAAUAAGUCGGUUAUUUCACAGCGAGAAUAUGAGAGCACACACUGUUUUCUAAGACUAAAAUUCAUAAAUAAUAGAAAUAGAUAUUUAAUAGAUUUCUGUGGGAAAAGCAAGUCUCAUGGCUUGACUGGUGUGCAGAUUUUUGUUUAGCAUUGUAUUAACUAAGAAAUUGAUAGAUAGUUUCAUAGAUUAUUUGUAAGCAGGGCCAGACUGGGACAAAAAUUCAGCCCGGGCAUUUAAAGGCAGAGCAGCCCUCGGAGGGGGGAUGGCCCAAGAGUGUGCAUGUUGUGUUAUCACCAAUAACAUUCAUGCCUCUCCAAAGUGGGCACAUUUGUUUAAUACCCCUCAGGGCAGUCCACGUAUAGCGUGGUGCUGAUAGGUGAUGUGUGUGUGAGGGGGAGACAAUAGUGGAUGUUGUGUGAGCCCAGAAUGAGAGAUCAAGAGUGUGGAAGGGGGAAAUGGGGCUCCAUGGUGUGAGAAGGGGACAUGCGGCUCCAUGGUGUGAGAAGGGGACAUGGGGCUGCAGGGAGUUGGAAGGGGACAUGGGGCUGCAGGGUUAGAGAUGGUGUAAUGGGGCUUCUGGGUGGGAUGAAGAAAGGGGCUGCAGGGUGUGAGAGGGGACAUGGGGCUGCUGUGUGAGAGGGGGAUAUUAGGCUGCUGAGGGUGAGAGGGAGGACAUUGGGCUGCUGGGUGAGAGGGGUUGCAGGGGCUGCUGGGUGAGAGGGGUUGCAGGGGCUGCUGGGUGAGGGGGGCAGUGGCUGCUACAUUAGAGGUGGGGACAGUGGCUGCUGGGUGAGAGGUGGGGACAGUGGCUGCAGGUGGAUGGCACGGGCUGCUGUGUGAGAGGUGGAAAUGGGAUACAGGGUAUGAGAGGGAGGGCAGUGACUGCUGGGUGAGAGGUGGAGAGGGGGAGUCUUGGUGGAAGUGCUGGGUGGCGGGACAGAAGCUUCUGGGUUUGAGGAUUAAAUAAAUGAUGCAGGGUAUGAGAGGGGGAGACAGGGGAUGCAGAGUAUAAAAGGUGGAUGCUGGAUAUGAGAGGGGACAUGGGGCUGCAAGCUGAGAAGGGAAGACGGGUGCUGGGUGGGGGGGACAGAGGUUGCUGGGUGGGAGGGGGAGACAGGGGCUGCAGCAUAUGAGAGGAGACAUGUUGCUGCAGGAUAAGAGUGGGACAGGGGCUGCAGUGUUAGAGAGAGGCAGGGGCUGCAGGGUGAGAGGAGAAGACAGGCGCUGCAGGGUGAGAGAGGAAGACGGGCUGCAGGGUGUGAGAGGGGACGUGGGGCUUCUUGGUGAGAGGGGAGCGGGGCUGCAAGGUGUAAGAGAGGGAGAGGCUGGGACUUCUGGAUGAGAAAGGGAGACAUGGGGCAAAACCAACUUACAUACUCCCCCAUCCCUCAUCCUUACCUUGAUCCUUGGCAGGAGAAGAUGCUGGGGAGGAAUUAUUUUCCCUGGUGGUCCAGUGGAAGAAGCGUCUAGUCUACACCCCUUGACAGGUGUAGACCAUGUGCACAGGGCUUGCUCUGUGCAUCAGUGUGCAGGCUGGUGAAAGAGAUCUUUGAUCUCCCCACUGCAGAAAGCUCCCUCUAUGGGCCGGAGUUCAGGCAGCACCAGCCCUACAGGGGCCGGCCUGGGUGAUCGUUUAAUCUCCCGUCACCCCCAGCCCAUGGCCAUCGCGGCACACCGGGCAUUUGGGCAUGGCCAGUCCGGGCCUGUUUAUUAGCAUUCAGUGGUAUAUAAGGCUAAAUUAGAACUUUCUAACUUCUCAUUAUCAACGCUAUUUUAUGAUCCUAAUAAACCCAGAACUGUGCGUUAGUAGGUCCACAACACUCUCCAACAUCUACCUUUUAGAUGAAAAUAACUCAUCUCCUUUACAUAUAGAGGUCUGAAUGGAGGUGUGGUCUGGGGGCUGGACUGUUCUGAGAAAGUUUAGUAAUAACAAACAGCUAAAAUGUAAUUUAGAGCAGGAAGAAUUUAUCUUCUUACACAGACUGAUUUAAUGUACGGUAGUUGAAAGACACAUUACUCUGAGUAGUAUUUCUCUGGAGCUCUGCUACCACACACCAAAUAUGGAGCUCCUUGAGAAGAGGUACAUUAGGAUAUAAAAUAGGGACAGAGGGAUUUGGGGUUAAAAUAGGGGCUGCCCCUCCUAAAUAGGGACACUUGAUAAAUAUGAUUCUAUACUGCUGGACAUACAUUUAUUAUAUACAUUUUCCUCCUGUAAAUAUCACUCAUAGCUCAUUGAGCAGGGCCCUCCACCUCUCUGUUCCUGUACGUCCAGUUGUCUGGUUACAAUUGAUAGUCUGUUAGUCCACCCUUUGUACAGCGCUACGGAAUCUGAUGGCGCUAUAUAAAUAAUAAAAUAAUAAUAAUAUAUACGUUCCCAACACAGUCAUUAUGGGCACACACACACACACUCUCUUUCUCUCUCUCCUCACAGACGAAAGAUUAAAAUAAUAUUUUCUUGUGCCAUGUGUUUUUCCUAAUGACUAUGUAGACUUUGGAAUUAAGAGUUUGUUUAGAGAGAAAUGUUUUUAGUUUUUUUUUUUUUAGCUUCUUUUAUUUGGCAAAGUUCAAAAUCUAGAAUUAAAGAGUAGAAAAUAAAUACACAACACUAGAUUGGACUGUCUGUCAUCUGUGUUGUUAGUAACAAUAUUUAUUUUCUGACACUAUAGGCACCCAGAGGUUUUAGUGCCACGUCCCUGACUGCUUAACCUUGCAGUGUGAAACAUUUCUAUACUAUAGAAACACCAAUGCUUGCAUUGUAGUGUGUAAAUGCUCUUCCUCAAACAAUUAAAAAAUUGUCUGAAAUUUCUGAAAUCAUUUGAUUGGCACAGCAUUUUGCUGCACAUGUGCACUGGUCUCCCAAUGGUUUUAAAUGGGAAAUUAUUGGUUUGGCUGAUAUCCUCAAGGAUUCUUUGAGAGUACGUUGUCUGGGUGCCUAUAAUGUCCCUUUAAAUGCUGAUAUAGCGUGUUUCACUUUUAUACUUGGAGGACUCUACACUGUAUACAAUUGCAAGCUUAUAUAAGUAACGUUCUUAAUGCAAUUACCCAAGAAAGGUUUUACCAUUCAAAAGGGUGACCUUUGUAACUCCCAUAGCCAUUCACUUCGCUGCCCAAAGUGCCCCAAGAAGGUUUAGAAGCACUGUUAUAUACCAUACAUUAUUAUUGUAACUGUGAAUAAAUGGUUAACUUAUGUGCAGCACACUCUGGCCUGCCAUGUGCUGUGGACUUUGAAGUGGUUAUUCUAGUUUUUAAAUUCUCACUCUGCUGUCACCUGAUGAGUGCAAGCAAAAAUAGGUCAAACCGCAGCUGCUAAAUUCAAUGAUAAAUAUUUGUUUACUACUUCCCAUAAAUAAGUUACUGCGGAUAACGUUUUAACGUUUGUACAAAGAUUUACAUGUAUUUUGCCAGGUUAAUCAUUAAUGCUGGGUGCUAUCUCAGCAGACAGUGUUUUUAUGAAAUAGUGACUAAAUCUAGUCAUCUGGUCUGAUUGCCUGACGCAGAGCAGGGAGGCGUUUAUAUUCUCUGGGCAAGUUACAUGCGUAUGUUUGUGGACAGAAUUUCUUUGCAGCGAGUGAGAUAACGAAAGCAGUGCGCAGGGGAUUAUUUGUUAUUACAUUAUGUCCAAAUCACUCAGUUUGCAAGAAAUACUGGGUAAUUUACUAAAAAAAAAAAAUUUUUAGAAUUCCAAGGAAAACCUACUUACUGUCUAAAGACGUACUUAAGAUAAAAAGACAAAGCUAUAAUUCAAAAAUAUAAUAAUUUUGUAGUUUUCAAGCUCAGUUUACCUAUCACGUAUUUUCUUGCAAGAGUUGCAGCUUCUGUUUGUUAACUUGUCAGAUAAAAGGCAAAGUUCCAAACUAGUUUACACAGCAAGUUUAUCCCCUUUCCUGACAAUUUAGUGGCUUCCUGGAUUAACAACUCCCUUGAUUCCCUUCCCUUUAAAUAAUUAUUGAAGGGCUGAAUACAAAAGUAUAUUUACAGGUUUAAAGAUAACCUGUUACUCGAUUACCUGAAUGAAAGAUUAUUUUGGAAACCAGCCUGCAAAGAAAAGGCUGCCAGAGAAAUCAUUAAUAUUGUUCUGCCAAAUAUGACCCCAGGACAGUGCAUGGAAUAAUCUACUUCACAUUGGGUACAAGCCUUAUGAUUAAUUAAAGGGAUAUUCCAAGGCGGAAUAACCAUCUAUCAUUCAGUAGAGAGAUAUAAAACAGCAUAUGCAUGAAUGGUAUACUAAAGGGACACUAUAGUCACCAGAACAACUACAGCUUAUUGAAUUUGUUCUGGUGAGUGAAAUCAUUACCUUCAGGCUUUUUGCUGUAAACACUGUCUUUUCAGAGAAAAUGCAGUGUUUACAUUACAGCCUAGUGAUAUCUUCACUGGCCACUCAUUAGAUAGCUGUUAGAGAUCCUUCCUGGGUCAUGGCUGCCAAAAAUGCAUCCAAACAUUCAGUAUCUCCUCCCUCUGCAUGCAGACACUGAACUUUCCUCAUAGAGAUGCAUUGAUUCAAUUAAUCUCUAUGAGGAGAUGCUGAUUGGCCAGGGCUGUGUUUGACUUGUGCUGGCUCUGCCCCUGGUCUGCCUCUUUGUCAGUCUCAGCCAAUCCUAUAGGGAAGCAUUGUGAUUGGAUCAGGCUACCACUUCUGCUUAUGUCUGCAGGCAGUGGGCAGGUCAAAAGGAAACAGGAACAAAGUAAGCAGCUCCAGACUUGAAUACAAGUUAGAUUUACUAUAUUUAGGGAGGCAUGAGGGGCCCAGGGAGGCUAGAUGGUGGUUUUAACCCUAUAGGCUCAGGAAUACAUGUUUGUGUUCCUGACCAUAUAGUGCUCCUUAAUAAUGAUAAUAGAUGUUCUUAUUUUGAAACAUAUGAGAUAUUUCAAUGAUCCUUCAAACUGAACAAAAAACUGACUGGGAUCACUGAGCAAAUCCCUGGUCUCCAAUAGCAAUGGGAUAAUUACUGAUAUUAAUCUAUGGUAUAUGCUGUGGAGGCCCAGUAAUUUGUCAUAUUAAUUCAUAGCAGCCAUACAAAUCAACUGUCUUGCGUCUGACAGGACAGUCAUGAUUUUGGGCCCUGUAAAAUUCUGCUGGGUGAAUUUUUUCUGAGGAUACAAGAGUAAAUUCACUAUAAAAUUAAACAGUACCAUGCUCAUGGCUGUGCUAAUUGGAGGUUUAGCUCAGUUUUAUAGUUUUAUAUAUGUUUUAUAGUCACAUAUUUGCAUAUGUUAAAUUAUAUCACAAUUAAUUAUUCUUUUUUUAUAUUUUUGUUUUUAUAGAUUUUGCUAUGUUUGUAUUAAAGCCAGCUUGAGGGCAAGCACAUAUUCAUGCCCAUACUGCCGGACUCAGCUUGUUUCAGAAGGAACACCUGCAGUUGAUAUAAUUAAGAAGAUGAAAACUGUAUUUCAAAACUGUGAGGAGUGUGAUAAAAUGGUAAGGAGAUGAAAAAAUUAUGUAAACAUAUAAAUGGUUUGUUGACUAGAUAUUCAAUAAGAAGUGAGAAUAGUAUAUAUGGCUAAAUCAGGGCAAGAGUUUGCCAUUUAAACUUUAUCCUCUAAACACUACAAAAUAGCAAAUUUAAAACAACAUUGCAAAAUAUAGGUAACAAAAGUAAAAUUUGAAGAAAAAAUUCUUAGCUUUGCUAUUUCCUAAAUGUUACAAUUUAUUUUUAAUUGACACAACAUGCUGUUUAGUGAAUAAACGUUCAGUUGCAAUAAAAGCACCAUUAUAUAAAUCUGAAAAGAAGUCUUGUCAUGGCACUUGUUUAUUGAAAAAAAUUAAAGGGACACUAUAGUCACCUGAACAACUUCAGCUUUAUGAGGUUGUUCAAGUGAGAACUAUAGCUCCCUGCAGCCUUUUUCAUGUAAACACUGUAUUUUUUCUGAGAAAAUACAGUGUUUACAUUGAAAGCUAGGAAAGCUAGGAACACCUCCAGUUGCAGUCACUCAGAGUGAACCAGAGGAACUUCGGAGGGACUUCGGAGUUGAUGGAGGCAUAAUAUGCCUCCAUCCACUCAGAUCUGCUGUCAGCAAAGCACCGGGCAGCACUGUGCACAGCAUCAUGUGAUUCAGUAUCUCCUCCCUCUGCAUGCAGACACUGAACCUUCCUCAUAGAGAUUCAUUGAUUCAAUUCAUCUAUAUGAGGAGAUGCUGAUUGGCCAGGGCUGUGUUUGAAUCAUGCAAUCCUAUGGGUAAGCACUGUGAUUGGAUCAGGCUACCACAUGUCAGCAGACUGCUUGUUUUUCUGAGUCUAACAGCAUUCAGAUUUAUAGCUUCAGGCUUGAAUACAGUAAGAUUUUUACAAUAUUUAUGGAGGCAUGAGGGGCCCAGGGGGGCUAGAUGGUGGUUUUAACACUACAGGGUCAGGAAUACAUGUUUGUGUUCCUGACCCUAUAGUGAUCUUUUAAAAUAUUGGACAUGUGUCACUUACAAAAACAUUGCUGUUUUUGCAAAUCCCUUUGAAUUGCUGACUCUCAGAGUUGAGGGAAGCUGUGUUCAAUUCACAAAUGACAAUGUCACGAUAUUUUUAAAAAGUUUUUGUAAAAAACACAGUGUAUGGGUGCCAGGAGUGGUCUGACACCUAAGCACCUAAGUAGUGAAAGUAGACAAACUGUUUGAUAAUGUUUUGACUUCUUACCUGGGGUCCAUCUAGCAUUGGUCCCUUCUACUCACCUUUCCAGAAUGGAGAGCUGGAAUCAAUCUCUCAGGCAGAAAGCUUAAAUAUGCAGAGAGGCAGGGAGGAAACCCCAGAUGAGAAUUCAAACCAUUACAUAGAGGGGAAGACACCAAUGCACUCCUAGCACCAUAACCAGUGCAGAACAUUGUAGUGGUUAUGGUGCUUGGGGUGUUCCUUUAACAUUGUACUUUUUUAUUUCCAAAAUCUCAGUUUUGUAAAAUGGUACGUUUUUUACUGUAAGUUAUUUCAGUCAAAAUUACCAAAAUCCUUGUAAUCUGAGCACGGCAAAGCUUGAUGCUACAUUUUAGCUAGAUAUCAGAAUAUUAUGGUAUUAACAUAUGUUUGUAUGAAUUAAAUAUUGAAUUAUUUAAAAAGGGAAUAGUAUUAUGUAUGUUGGAAAAUUUACAUUGUUUUACUUUAUUUUAUAGGUUUGCUUGAGUGACAUGAGAGCACAUUUAAAUAUAUGUGAGCCAUACAUAAUGAAAUACGGCCCCCUCGAGGAUAUCGAGAAAAAGCAAUACAAGUAUGAGUACAGUCUCUCUGCUUGUUCUAUUUUAAAAUGUGUAUAAGGAUUUUCAUACAUUAACUUGCAAAGAAAUAUCAAAUUCGUGAUAAGUUUGGGAUAUGUAUUUAGUCAGCUUGCAAAGUGUAGCACAGCUCAUCCACAAUUAAUACAAUUUGCAAUUAGUCUUGUGUCCAUUGUGAAGUUGGCUUCUCAAUUUCUCCUUCUUGUAAAAUCUAGAAUAAUUAUUAUUCCACUGCCCAAAUAUAUCUGCGGUGUGAUAUAAGAUGGAAAAUUAUUUGAAUUAGCAGCUGGACGGACAUUGAAGUUGCCUCUCACUUAACUUAAAAGAUUAAUUACUAUUCUAUUUUACUUUUAUAAUAAGAGUCUAAUAUAAUAUAGAACACUACUCAUUUCCAACACUUCAAUAAUAACAUCAGAUGUUCAAAAAUAAUGGAAAAUAUCAAAAUCUGAUUUGACAUAACAUUUGUUUUGUACUUCCCUGUAAAUCCAAAGUUUACAAAACCAGUCAUUUUUUUUCAUGUUUUAAAGCCUGUCAUUCAUAAAUGGCAGUACGUCACAUUAGGAGAAUGACAUGUAAUCUAUAGAUUGUUAUAGCGAAACUGUUAGCAAAUAUGUAGAUUCAAAAUUAUUUAAUUUGAAUUAUAAAUAGAGCUGCCACAGCAGACAUGGGGCAUCCAUCCACCCACCCGAAAAUCCUGUACGAUGCAUCCCACAAACUGUUCUGUUGUGGCAUCAAUAAUAGAUGUAGAAGCAAAAUUUAAGUAAACAUAUUUUGCAGUCUGUACAUUUGGCUGAUUAUUUUAAUACCUUGUACUAUUCAAGAUGUUAUACCUGCCUGAAUAUUACCUUGCCAUCUGUAUUAUACCCUAUUGUUCAGAUGACAGGUAGUCUUUGAAGAUGUUAUUGAAAGGAUAGAAUUUUGUAUUUUCAAAGAAAUUAUUGUCCUCUCAAACCAUUAAGCCAAAUAGUAAAUCUGUCUGUCUAUUUUAGAGAUGAUGUGUAUCCAUGUCCGUUUUGUCACGUGGAGCUAGAUGUAGAUGGCCUUGUAGAACACUGCUUUACUAACCACGGCCGAGAAACCACACCAGUGGCAAGUACCUUCUGCUGCAUCAUGCCUUUUACUGAUAAUCCACAAAUAACUGUGUUUGGUGAUAGGUUAUCAGUGGGAGUUUUUGAAAGCUAUAUCUAUAAUUAUUCCCAGUGUUGAACACUUCUGUUUGCAUGGACAGUGUUAACAUUCAACUGCAUGCAUGCUAAAUCCUUUGAGGUUGCAUGAUUAGUAAUAUCACUAAUAACCUCUAUACUUUCAUUCACAAUGCCUCUGGGCAUAUUUGUUAACUGAUACACUGUCAUAAUGGAUCCUUUGUCUCUUCAGUGUAACCCAAAAAUGAGUAUAGUUGUUAGCUGAAAAAGAAAAUUGUCAUCCUUGUCCCGUGACAGAAUCCUACGUGACGAUGACUGUUUAUUGCUCUGAAUAAAAGGGUACUCAUUAACCCAUAUUAUAAAAUCGAAGGCAACAAAUAAUAUAACAUUGAAAUAAACAUUCCUAAACUUUUAAGGAACAGCAAUCAUCUCAAUGUCAUUUUUGUGGUUAAACACUUUUCGUUCUCUCUCUAUAUAUAUAUAUAUAUGUAUCUAAUCUAUCUAUCUCACUCUUUAGUGCCUUUUUACUAUAUAAUAUGUAAUUAUUAUAUAGUUGCAUCGUUAAAUAACACAUAAAUAAACCUUUUUUACCUAGUUAAUUUAAGCACACUUCCGAAGUGUCACAGUUUCUGAGGAACAGUCUUAAUUUGCCUGGUUUGUCUCUUGUUUGUCUUGAGACACCAGAGACAAGACCCUAAUAUAUGAACACAUAAUUAUACUCUUUCUUUCCGGGCAAAUGUAAGUCAGAGCAUCCAGCCCAUACAAAAGAGCUGCAGCAGUGCAUUGUGGGCUGUCCUGAGUUGGGCUUCUCUAACUCCAAGUUGCUGGUCAGUCUGUCAUGCAUGGUUCAUUCUCACGUAGGUCCAUCCCAUCUCUUUAAGUGUCUCUGGCUCACCUCAUCCCACAUUCAUAUCUCCCAAUAUUGGGAGGAAUUAUUUACGUUAAAACUUGCUUUUGGUGGUUUGAGGUCGUUUUUAAACAUAUUGUAAAAGAAAAAAUGAACGAUUUUUUAAACAUAAUUGAGGUCAGUUAUGUACACUAUGUAUCUGGGGUAUCUCCUACUUCAUGUAUACAGACAUACAAUUCUAAUUCAUGUUUUGCUGUGAGAUCUACUAAUUCAAUAACUAGAUUAUUAUUUGCAAUAUUUCAGGCGUGUCCGAUUUGUCACCUGAUGCCAGGAGGAGAUAUAAGCUACAGGAGGAGCUUUCUGAAGCAUCUCCAUAACAGGCACGCUACAUACUAUGAAAACUACAUAGUGAGUACACUUCAUAAUGUUUGUGUAUCUUAUUUUUAUGAAUAGUUAUGUUAUAAUCCCUGUCUCGGGAUGUUAUCCAUCACAGGCGUGUAUUGGCUGUGGUGGACAACAUCCUGACAUAGGGAUUAUACAGUCUCCGUUGUUGUUAGAGCUCUCAGUGGCUCUAUAAAGUGUGAGUGUGUCUUCAGCAUUUAUUAGUCAGUGUUUGUUUUUGCCAUGUUUUCUGUUUGUUUUUACCUUUAAGCAAAGUGACACUCUGUAUAUGGAGAAAUCUAUAUCCUAUAUUUUUUUUAUAUAUAUAUAUAUAUAUAUAUAUAUAUAUUUUUUUUUUUUUUUUUGCUGUGCAUAUCAUCAUUACAUAUACGCUUGUCAUGCCCCAAAAGCAAUUGACGAGCAGAGAGCAUACCAUGCAUUUAAACAUAUUUGGGACAUUCAGAUAAUACAUGCACUUUUUAUGGGGUUAGUAUAACAAGAGUUAAAGGACUGCCAGGAAAACAUACUUGUUUUCCUGGCACUAUAGUGCCCUGAGGGUGCCCCCACCCUCAGGGACCCCCUCCCGUCUGGCUCUGUAAAGGGGAAAAGGGGUAAAACUUACCUUUUUCCUGCGCUUGGCGGGGAGCUGGGCGGGGAGCUGUGCGCGCAUUCAGCCGGUCACAUAGGAAAGCAUUUACAAUGCUUUCCUAUGGACGCUUGCGUGCUCUCACUGUGAUUUUCACAGUGAGAAGCACGCAAGCGCCUCUAGCGGCUGUCAAUGAGACAGCUACUAGAGGCUUUGGGGGAAGGCUUAACCCAUUCAUAAACAUAGCAGUUUCUCUGUUGUUAACCCUAGCUGGACCUGGCACCCAGACCACUUCAUUAAGCAGAAGUGGUCUGGGUGCCUAGAGUGGUCCUUUAACCAUUGCUAGUUAAGAUGAGUAACAGUCUGCCCAUAACUAUAGUGUGAAAUUAUUAGAGUAUUACUGAGGCAUCAUUUGUAUCAAAACAAUUGGUACAAAAACAGUGUAUUAAUUGUUAUAACAAGCUAGUGCGUUAUGAUUAUUUAAUUGCUGAGUGUUGAAAUGCAAGCUAAUCUAUUGUUCAUUAGAAAGGGUUUAAAUACGCUGAAAUCUAGUAGCGAGGGUCUGCGAUGUAUAUGCCUCUGAGACCCUUAUACCCCACGGUGCUAAUAGUAAAACCUGUGAGGGCAGUUAAAUACGUUAGGCGAUGUCAGGGCUCUUGCUAGAAAUAAAAAUAAAUGUUGAAGCGUUUUUAGAGAGUACGUUAGAGAGAGUACAUUAAACAGGCCCAGGAGUCCUUGGAACGCAUCCUUUCGGGCUUAGGCAUCACUGAGUUUCGGAUAAUCCUUCGGGUUAGCAGGCUGUUGGCGUCUGGUGUGCAAGCCAUCUCAUUUGCACAUUCCUCAUGUAUGUCAACACAAACUAUAGCUAAUAGCAUUUAUAUAUAGUUACAUCAUUCAUAAAACAACAAAAGUAUUUUUUUUAACAUAAAUGCCCUCUCUACUCUGUAAAUUAUAUAAUAAAUAAAUUAGGAAGUCUGAUCUCUAUCAAGCACACCGCAUACACUUGAUUAAUUGGCAUAGCGUGCAUCCGUGGGAAUGUAGUUGGGGUAAUAUACAAAGUGAUUGGAUAACAUUUCUCUUAGUCCUGAGCUUAUCAUUUUAGCCUGGGACUAUGUAUUUCCCUUUGUAUUCUGUCCCAAUAUUUAAAUGCAAUUUUGCUACAAAAAGCCCUUAUCCUUAGGUUGCGAAGGCAGUGAUGUUUGCCCACCUUUCAGCAGUGGCAGAUCAAGCUUGAGCAGAUAUACAGCAUGUAGGCAUAAACGGCCACCUUAUGUGAUCAUUCAAAUAAAUGCACCAACUUAUGGCUGCCUUGUCAUAAUUAAAUGUCCAUAGGUAGAUAUUAGUUGCUUGCUUAUUUGAGAAUAUUCUGGCAAUGAUAUUUUUCUGUAACAGUCACAAAUAAUAAAGAUUGUUUCAUUUUUUUUAAAUACAGCAUAUAUACAUGCAUUGUUAAAUAAUGCAUUGCCAAUAAUUUUAAUAGUAAUCACAGUGUACCGAUAGAACAAUUGUACAGAAGGUUUACAGAGUGGAAUGGACACAAUCAGAAUGAAAACAGGUCAGGAUCAUGGUUGUUAGAUAUAUCCACAUCCAAUAUUAAAGGGUUACUUCAACCACCAUAGCCAGUUUUGCUUUUUGAAGUGGUCAUGGUAGUAGCAAUCUGUAUGUGCAGCAUUUCAGCAUAUGGUCAUGGUAGUAGCCAUCUGUAUGCCCAGCAUUUAAGCACAUGUUCUGGACUGCCCAUGGUCAAUUUUGUAAAAAAAUUAUAUCCGUUGUCAACACGCUAGCAGCGAAUGUAAUUAGAUUCUUCACUUGCAGGCGUGCUGUGAGCGUACCUACAAGUAAAAGCUCAACUUCUCUCCAACCUUGUCCACCACUCUUUGUACAUUCCCCUUCCUUCCCUCUUCAGCGAUUGGAAAUAGGACAGGCUGUCACUCAACUCAUCUGAUGGUUUAUGCAUGCAAAUUGUAGUAUUCAGUGGUCCAACAAUGCUUCUGGGAGAAGCGUUUCAUUGGACCAUGAAUGUAAAGAAGACGGUGUGACAUCAGAGGAGACAGGGACACGACCGUGGAGGACUUGGUUCAGAGCUCUAUUCCUGCUAAAUUUCAAACCUUUUAGUUCUGGUUUUUUUUUGGGGAGGGGUUUUUUAAAGGGGGACUUGAAGUAAAGUGCCCAAUAGGGCACAUAUAGUUAAAAUUAAAUCUUAAAGGAAAUAGGGUUGGAGUACCCUUUACCAUAAUAAUUUAAGUAAUGUAGAACACAAAUUAAAUAUUCUGUAGGAGUCUGAACUCCAAAACUAAUAUAUCAGUGAAAAUCAUUGCUUGCCUUUUAGCUAUACGCUCAGAUAAAAAGGUAUUGUCUUUAACUCUCUUUAGGAAGGAUUCACAGAUUCAUCAUGUACCCUUGAUUGCUAACAUGAUAUUGUUUGUAUUUUAGGAUAUAGAUGUAGUGGAGGACAUUGUUGUUGAAAGAGUCAUUGAUAUCUCUCUGAUACACUGGAUGAGGCCUUCACAAAGAACCUAA
This is a messenger RNA of Pelobates cultripes (western spadefoot toad), 17061 nucleotides long. The record is from the annotation of a GenBank genome assembly. Lineage: Eukaryota; Metazoa; Chordata; Amphibia; Anura; Pelobatidae.